This is a messenger RNA of Didymosphaeria variabile, 324 nucleotides long. RefSeq lists its product as uncharacterized. The transcript is spliced from 2 exons. Gene Ontology annotation, cellular component: NatC complex. Lineage: Eukaryota; Fungi; Ascomycota; Dothideomycetes; Pleosporales; Didymosphaeriaceae. The record is from RefSeq and is a predicted model, not a curated record. Bases 1 to 324 code for a protein of 107 amino acids.
AUGGACAACAGUGAGGCUACCUCUUACGUCUCUCAGUUCAUCGGCCAGCCGCUGCGCAUCCACACCUCCGAUGGCCGCGUCUUCGGCGGACAGAUGAAAUGCACCGAUAAGGGCCGCAACAUCAUCCUUGCUCUCACCUAUGAGUACCGCGCACCAUCAGCAGAGGUCAUUCGCAAAGCUGUUGAAGAGUCUGGGAAUCCGUCAGCGGCGGUCAACUGGAAUAGCCGCUAUGUUGGCUUGGUCGUCAUACCAGGCGCGCACGUGAAGAAGAUCGAGUUUGAAGAAAGCCAGCUUCUCGGUCAGCGAAGUGGAGUAGUCGUAUGA